This is a messenger RNA of Gymnodraco acuticeps, 3796 nucleotides long. RefSeq names its product diacylglycerol kinase delta-like. Gene Ontology annotation, biological process: diacylglycerol metabolic process; lipid phosphorylation; intracellular signal transduction. The record is from RefSeq and is a predicted model, not a curated record. NCBI's taxonomy places the organism in Eukaryota, Metazoa, Chordata, Actinopteri, Perciformes, Bathydraconidae. Gene Ontology annotation, molecular function: ATP-dependent diacylglycerol kinase activity.
UGUCUGAGUCGCAGCACGGCGGUGGAGAUCGUGAACAGCAGUAAAGUCCUGCAGGAGGAGACCCAGGAUGCUGCUGGAUGGAAAACUACUGUCGAAGUCUCCAGAGGAACAGGAGCUGCGGUCGACUCUGAACAGCCUCAGCACCGAGCUCCACAAACUGGACGACAUCCACUGGAUCUGUCCCUUAAUGCAGUGCUCCGAGGAGGACUCUGUGAGGGGCAGCAGUAAGAGCAGCAGCAUGAAGCUGAAGAUCAUUCCCAAAGUGAAGAAGGACAGAGAGAAGCUCCACAAGCAGAAGUCCAACAGCUCCCUCUCAGGAAAUUGGGAAAUCAAAGGUGGGGCAGUUGAAGCUGACUCCUCGGGCAACUGAAGUCCUUCAAGAGGUGCUUAACACGUGACACCCAGGGGUGAGGAGCACCCUCCUGUCCUCCUGUCCUCUUACUGUGAUACCCAGUGGCCUGACAGAGGUGCGAGGAAGGAAAGGAAAACCAUCUUCCCAACUUUUAACGCUUCUUCCUCCCUGAUUCUGUCUCCUCCACUCUGCAGGGAGGAGUUCUGUUUCCUCUCUAUCUUAUUUGUUUGCGAGUUCGAAGGGAACCUGGAUUUGCGUCGCAUCGCUCCACCAAUCAGCGGUCAGCUUUUGGUUUUGUUAGGAAGUCACGUGAGCAGCAGGAAAUCAAACUAAGGACGAGGGGAGGCGUGCAAUGAAAGCGAUUCAAGAUUCUCGCAUAUACGUUGUUUUUUUGUUGACAAAGAAUUGUGUUUACGUGGUGCUCUCCUCGCAUGUCGAGUGCAGCCAUAUUGUUUUAUUUCUAUCAGUUGUUACAAUCUUCUAAUUCCUUUUCCUCUAACUUUUAAUUGUUUUCUUUCUGAACAUAUGAACAGCGUUUGAUUCUUUAAUCUCGAGACUUUCGAAGAGUAUUUAUUUCUUGUUGCUACUGCCAUGAGAACUCAAAACGGCAACAGACUGAACAAACAUCUCAACCUUAUCGUCUACUGAACUGGGGAAUAUCUUAAAUGUUGCAAAAAAAUGUACUGAGGAAUGUACUUGUGUGGACUUGUAUUAACCUGUGAAUAUUGUUUCACAAACUGCUGUUGUGGUUCUAAAGUGGUUCUUAAUAGGCUGUCGUCUGACUUGUGUGACCUGGGGCUUAUUUUAAUACGAGUCAUUUCAUCUGGAAAUCAGCCUUAUGAAUCUAUUAUUAUCAAAGUUACUCAUGUGGGUGUCGAAACGUUGGUUUUUAAAGAACAUUUUCCAGCCCAGUACCAGGUGUUUACAGAAGGAGGAAGCAUCAAGGACUCAGUAUAAUACUCCUACUUUGCCAUACUCCUGAUUGUAUAUGUAACAAAAAAGUACUUGAUUUUGCCUCGUCUGUGGUUAAAAGCUAUUAUUAAUAUAUUAUCUAUUUUUUUGUAUAUCUUAUUUUCAAAAUGGAACAAUUUGUGACGCUCUCGUGGCUUUGCUGCUUCCCCCUUUUGACAAACUCCUUGUGCAUAUAAUCAAAAACAAUUACUGCUGUUGUGUCCCUGCAUGAAUACUUAGCCGUCCUUCGCCUCACAGUGUUGGUCUGAAGUUGCCUCAAAUAGUGACUUUAAUAUUUGUUUUGCCAGCAGCGUGAAUAUUUAUUUUGACGCACCACAUGAAAUGGGUUUUACUGCAAGAUAACAUUUCUUCAGAGGGAAAAACAAACCUAAUUCCCUGCCAAUACUUUACUGUAACCACCAUCAAGAGUGUAUUGAUUCACACUCACGUGGUUUUUUAAGCAGGAUAUAGCAAAUAAGAUGUCAUAUAUAUCAAUAACAUAGUAUGGUCUUGGUUUCAUUAGCCGCUGUUCCUUCCCAGGUUUUACAGGAGGAAUGGUCAGACAUUUUAGGAUUGUUUUCAUUAUUUGCUGUCUUAACAGAAGAUACCUCUCUGUGCUCUCAGUAAAGACAACCCAGACAUGCGUACCUUAGCUUAGCCUAGCUUAGCUUAGUGUAGUUUAGCUUAUUGUAGCUUACCUUAACUUAGCUUAGCCUAGCUUAGCUUAGUGUUCCUUAGCAGAACUAUUGGAAACAAUUCUACAAUACACCUUCCAGUAAAUCCCAAAAUGUUUAAUGUACCUUAUUAACUACCAAAUAACUGCUGUUAGAAAAAUGUGUGUAUUAACAAACCUUUAAGAAGCUAGCAUAUUUAAAAUGAGCAGCAAGAGUCAAAUAUGUUAGCCAGUUGCUUAUUCAACAGUUGUUUUAUUUUACUAUGAAUGUAAAUACACACAUAAAGUAGACUAUAGACAAGUGUGUAAUUUUUAACUAUUUGCAUUAUCGUUGAUAGCAUCAGGCUAGCUGUUUCCAGAGUUGACUAAUAAGCUAAAUGCUACAUGGAAGGCGCUAAAUGCUACAUGGAAGGAGCUCCAUACUGAUUGGACAGAGAAUAAUUUUGAAUCAUUCUUUUAUUUAAUACAGCAAAAAUGUAAAUUACCUAAAAUGUAUUAAAAACAAGGCUGUAAACUGGUGAAGGAUUAUUUUCCCAUUCACAGAAAGGGUUAGUGCUUGAUUUCUCAGUUAUUUACAUGUUUUUUAAUCAAACUAACCCAUGCUAACUCUUGAGUAGGGUUACUGUGAGGCGUUGUAGAUAUGCAGCUCUGGUAGGACUGUGCUCCAUAGUGUGCCGGCUUUACGCUCUACACCUUAGAGGCUUUAGUGGUGUUGUGCCAAGUUUGUACCGAGUUCAGUGGGUUAUGAGACAUAAGGUGUGUGUGAGAGUGCGAACGUUGUUGUAUGUCGUACAUUUCAAAGUUUACUGUAUCUUGCCUUGCACUUUACGAAGAAGCAAACUUAAUGGGGAAAAAAUACAUUAGUGUGUGUGUUUAAGAUUUUUUGAGUGUUUACAAGUGUUUUUUUUAAAUUGAUUUCAUGAGAAAAUCUUUAAUUUAUGAUAAAUGUAUACGGACAAAAGUGUGUUGAUACAAUGUAAUAUAUCUAACCAAACGUAAAAAGAAUGAUAAAUAUAUAGUGGUUGUAAAAUGACUCCCACAGCAGCUUGAAUCUCCCAAUGUUAUUACAUGUGUCAUUCCAAUGCCAUUGAAAUGUCUUUCCAAUGUCACACCAAUUGGUAUUGAAAUAGAAUUGUAAAAAUGUCACCAAUAUUAAGGUUAUUUUAACUUCAAGCCAAAGUUUUUUGAAUUAUCCUGUGAAGUUACAGACUAUUAAUGAAUUGUUUACACAAAAAGUAAUGUCAUACUCAGCUUUGAGUUGUUUAGCCAACAUUUGGGUAAACUUUUUGUGUAUAAUUUUCAAAUUGUAGGAAGUCUAACUUAUGCUUUCAUGAGCAUUUUUCGUGCUGAAAACGAAGUGCGUCCACUUCUGGGAACACAUACUUGUGUUAACCAUUUUUGGGAUAAAAUAAUGUGUUGCCUACGUUUCAUGGUCUUUUAACCAAGGAUUUCAUAGUUUUUCUUUUAAAAGCAUCAUUGUUUUUAAUUAUUGUUCAUUUUUUUCAUACAGCAAAAUGUCAUUUUUGAUUGAAACUCUUCCAGGGAGUUAAACAGCUGAAAAACUGAAAGAAAGAAAAACACAGAUUGCAAACACGUCACCAUGUCUGUGCAACAGUAUUCCAUAUAGACGACAUUUGUGAACGCACCCCUGAUCUGAACAGCCUAAAUAUUGAUCUAUUGAGACUGUGCGCAACGCUGGACUAGAUGUUGCACGAACCUUGUACGUUGCGAGGUGUUUUAUUGUGUUAUCGUGUGCAGUGUGUAACAAAGACAAAGUCAGCGCAACCCUUUGGAGAUUAAAUUACUUAUUGAAGUGUGAA